CACAUUCCGGUGUCCUUUACCUCUUCCUGUUCAUUGCGCACUCGAUUUUACAGGAUCAAGAUGUCUGGACUUCUGCGGGGAAUCGCUCGUAUCCGUACCGCACCGGCUCUGCGGGGAUCAACCAUCACCCAGCGAGCCAACAUCGCCACACGACCGGCCAAGGAUUUGAUUGGUCCCGCUGAGACAACAAUUGGCUUGGCCAUAUUUUCCAUUACCAUCCUGGGACCAUCUGGGUGGGUUCUGGCCAACCUGGAAAGCUACAAAAAUAAGGGUGUUGCUCAGUCUGAGUGAUCCACCUGUCAUGGACUGAAAGCAAUUUGUCUGGUUUUAUUGCUUUUAACAUGUUGGGACCACCAUCGCACAGACCUCCAACUUUCCUGAACAGCGGAACAAUUUGAGCCACCCUGCUACCUCUCCAUGCGACCGUUUACUUUCCUUCAAACACUCCGGUCUUUGUUACUCUGAGCUGUUUGCUCCCUGUUACCAAUUAUGUAAUAACAUGUAAUCAUGGGUGAUUCAAUUCCCCUUACUUGGAGCUGUUACAUUUGAAAUAAACAGUUAUUUAAAUCUUA
This is a messenger RNA of Labeo rohita (rohu), 572 nucleotides long. Its product is annotated as cytochrome c oxidase subunit 8B, mitochondrial. Bases 61 to 291 code for a protein of 76 amino acids. The transcript is spliced from 2 exons. Gene Ontology annotation, cellular component: mitochondrion. Lineage: Eukaryota; Metazoa; Chordata; Actinopteri; Cypriniformes; Cyprinidae. The record is from RefSeq and is a predicted model, not a curated record. Gene Ontology annotation, biological process: mitochondrial electron transport, cytochrome c to oxygen.